Messenger RNA from Coffea arabica (coffee), 1155 nucleotides. Lineage: Eukaryota; Viridiplantae; Streptophyta; Magnoliopsida; Gentianales; Rubiaceae. The record is from RefSeq and is a predicted model, not a curated record.
AUGGCAAUAUCAAUCAACCGUCUGAAGUCCCAAGUUCACGAAAAAUUGCCGUCUCAACCUGAAUUGAACCUGAAGAACGUAAGUGCAAUGACCUUAAGAAGUGGAAAGGAAAUUCAGGGAUUCGAACUCGUGACUCCAAAGGACAAGGAUGAAGAAAAGAUCGAGAAAGAACUUGAGGCAGAGGACAUAAAUGGCAUAAAUCCAGCGGUACUCCUUAACCCAAUCAUUGAACUUAAAGCUAAUCCGCUUCCCUUUCCUAGUAGGUUGGAGAAACCAAAGAAUCAGGACAAGGAGAAAGAGAUCUUGGACGUAUUCCGCAAAGUAGAGAUCAACAUUCCUCUGUUAGAUGCAACCAAACAAGUGUUGAAGUAUACAAAAUUUUUGAAGGAUUUGUGCAUCAACCGAAGAAGAUUGCGAGGAGACGAAAGAGUUAUUGUGGGGGAGAACGUGUCAGCGGUUCUACAGAGGAAACUUCCACCGAAGUGCGGAGAUCCAAUGGUACAGGAAGUGUUUGAAAUUAUUGGCAGGGAUGAGUUAGAAGUUGUUUUAACCAAGUACCUCGAGUUAAACACAACUCAUGAGGAAGAAUUGAGUAAAGAUCUGAAAAAUACAAUUGGAGCGUUGCAAUCGUUGCCAGUCAAGACGAUAAGGUAUGAGCUCGCACUUAUUUUCGUGCCCAAAUCUCACCAAAGGGUAUUACCGUCUAUGGUGCAGGCACCUGUGUUUGAAUUAAAAUCUCUACCAAAGCACUUGAAAUACGCUUACUUGGGCAAGAAGGAAAUGCUUCCAUUGAUUAUCUCGACGCGACUGUUGGAAAUCCAAGAAGAAAAACUAAUCCAAAUUCUUAGAAAUCACAAGCAAGCAAUAGGAUGGACUAUCACCGACAUUAAGGGCAUCAGCCUCUCUGUAUGUAUGCACCGAAUAAGGUUCGAAGAAGAUGCCAAAUCUAUACGGCAAGUUCAAAGGAUGCUCAAUCCCCUUAUGAUGGAAGUGAUGAAGAACGAAAUACUAAAGCUGCUGGAUGUGGGGAUCAUAUAUGCAAUAUCAGACAACCCAUGGAUGAGCUCGGUACAGGUAGUUUCAAAGAAAGCAGGAGUGACAGUGGAGGCCAACCAGAAGGGUGAACUCAUGCCAAUACACAAAUCCACUGGAUAG